This is a messenger RNA of Tarenaya hassleriana, 2026 nucleotides long. Its product is annotated as D-3-phosphoglycerate dehydrogenase 3, chloroplastic. Gene Ontology annotation, biological process: L-serine biosynthetic process. Gene Ontology annotation, molecular function: NAD binding; phosphoglycerate dehydrogenase activity. The transcript is spliced from 4 exons. Gene Ontology annotation, cellular component: chloroplast stroma. Bases 110 to 1900 code for a protein of 596 amino acids. The record is from RefSeq and is a predicted model, not a curated record. NCBI's taxonomy places the organism in Eukaryota, Viridiplantae, Streptophyta, Magnoliopsida, Brassicales, Cleomaceae.
GAUUCGAUUGAAAAUUUCGGAUGGUCUCUCUGUAUCUCUAUCCACACAAAACCCCACCAAAACCCAUAUCUGGAUCUCACCCACACACCCCUGUGCUUGCGCUACUGUGAUGCCCUUCAUAGCCACGCCGACGCCUCUCAGCCUCUCCUCGCUGCCCACGAGCCUCGCUGUCCCAUCCGUCUUCUACGGCCAUUGGAGAGACGCUUCUACUCACCGCCGUCGUCGUCGCCGGCGGCUCCUGGUGGUUUCUUCCGCUGCCGCCGGAGCUAAACCUACGGUUCUCGUGGCGGAGAAGAUCGGGGAAGCGGGUCUCGAGCUCUUGAAGGGAUUUGCGAACGUCGACUGCUCGUAUAACCUGAGCCCAGAAGAGCUGUGCACGAAGAUCUCUCUCUGCGACGCGCUAAUCGUGAGGAGUGGAACGAAGGUUGGUCGAGACGUGUUCGAGUCGUCGAACGGGAGGCUCAAGGUCGUGGGCCGUGCCGGAGUUGGGAUAGACAAUGUGGAUCUCGCGGCAGCGACGGAGUACGGGUGUUUAGUAGUGAAUGCUCCGACGGCGAACACGAUGGCUGCGGCGGAGCACGCGGUCGCCCUCUUGACCGCCAUGGCUAGGAAUGUUGCUCAAGCUGAUGCCUCUGUCAAGGCCGGAAAGUGGCUAAGAAACAAAUAUGUUGGGGUUUCACUUGUUGGGAAGACUCUUUCUGUGUUGGGUUUCGGGAAGGUUGGAUCAGAAGUUGCCAGGCGCGCGAAAGGAUUGGGGAUGUAUGUGAUUGCCCAUGAUCCCUACGCCCCAGCAGAUCGUGCACGGGCCAUUGGAGUAGACCUCGUAAGCUUUGACGAAGCAAUAUCAACAGCAGACUUCAUCUCUUUGCAUAUGCCUCUUACUGCUGCUACAUCAAAGAUGCUGAACGAUGAAACUUUCUUGGAAAUGAAGAAAGGAGUUCGCAUUGUCAAUGUUGCCCGGGGAGGAGUCAUCGAUGAAGAAGCUCUCUUGAGAGCCCUUGACUCGGGUAUUGUUGCUCAGGCAGCUCUUGAUGUUUUCGUGGAGGAGCCCCCGGCUAAAGACAGCAAGUUGGUAUUGCACGAGCUGGUCACUGCUACACCCCAUCUCGGUGCUAGUACUCUGGAAGCUCAGGAAGGAGUAGCCAUUGAAAUUGUUGAAGCUGUUGUUGGAGCUCUGAAAGGGGAACUUGCUGCUACCGCAGUGAAUGCACCAAUGGUUCCACCAGAGGUAUUGAAGGAGCUGAAACCAUAUGUUGAGCUUGCUGAGAAAGUCGGAAGACUGGCUGUUCAAUUGGUAACAGGAGGAAGUGGUGUCAAGACUGUGAGAGUAACCUAUGCUUCUUCUCGAGCACCCGAUGAUCUUGACACAAGACUCCUCCGUGCCAUGAUAACCAAAGGACUCAUCGAACCCAUUUCCAGCGUUUUCGUAAACCUUGUCAAUGCAGAUUACACGGCUAAACAACGAGGAGUCCGAAUCUCGGAAGAACGUGUAAUCCUCGAUGGAUCACUGGAGAAUCCUCUUGAAUACAUAACUGUUCAGAUAGCAAAUGUGGAGUCGAGAUUUGCCAGUGCGUUGUCGGAGUACGGAGAGAUCAAAGUAGAGGGUCGGGUGAAAGAGGGCGUUCCUCGGCUCACAAAGGUCGGGUUGUUCGGAGUGGAUGUGAGUCUUGAAGGUAGUCUUAUACUGUGUAAGCAGGUUGAUCAACCUGGUAUGAUUGGUAAAGUUGGUAGCAUUUUAGGGGAAGAGAAUGUGAAUGUGAACUUCAUGAGCGUCGGGAGGAUUGCUCCGGGAAAGCAGGCGGUGAUGGCCAUCGGAGUAGACGAGCACCCGAGCAAAGAAACUCUCAAGAAAAUCGGAAGCAUUUCCGCCAUUGAAGAGUUUGUUUUCCUCAAACUGUAAAUAUAUUAUGUCCCUGAUAUGUGCAUUUAUCGUAUAUACAUAAUUGAUGAGUCUGUUUCCCACAAAGUAACUUCAAAGAAAUCCUCCAAUGGGUUCUUAUGGGCAAAAAACCCUAAUUCGACCGAA